AUGCCCGGCACCCAAAUCUUUGGGACUCUCCCUGCUGAAGGUAUGACCAACACAGAGGUCAUCACUGAGAUGUCUAAGUACCACGAUAUGAAGCGAACCUUCUGGGAAAAGGGUCGUGUAAGUGGAGCUGUCUACCACGGAGGUAAGGAGCUCACAGACCUGCAAUCCGAGGCAUUCUCCCAGUUCACAGUGGCGAACCAGCUUCAUCCCGAUGUCUUCCCGGGUGUCCGAAAGAUGGAGUCUGAGGUUGUUGCUAUGGUUCUGGCUCUUUUCCAUGGCCCUGAGGGCUCUUGCGGAACCUCUACAUCUGGAGGUACCGAGUCUCUCCUGCUGACUUCUCUGGCCGCCAAGAUGAAGGCCUACAACGAGCGAGGCGUCACACAUCCCGAGAUUAUUGCUCCUAUCACUGUGCAUGCCGGCUUUGACAAGGCUGCCUACUACUUUGGAAUGAAGCUGCGACAUGCCCCCGUCGAUCCGAAGACUAUGAAGGUUGAUCUGAAGGCUGUGCGACGAAUGGUUACCAGAAACACCGUUCUGCUAGUCGGAUCUGCCCCCAACUUCCCCCAUGGUAUUAUCGAUGACAUCGAGGGCCUCUCUGAUAUCGCUCUCAAGCACAAAAUCCCCCUGCAUGUGGAUGCUUGUCUGGGCUCCUUUAUCGUCCCUUACCUUGAGAGAGCUGGCUUCGACAAGAUCCUGUUCGAUUUUCGAGUCCCUGGUGUCACUUCCAUCUCAUGUGACACCCACAAGUACGGAUUUGCCCCCAAGGGAUCUUCUAUCAUCAUGUACAGAACACCCGAGCUUCGACAUUACCAGUACUUUGUUGCACCCGACUGGACCGGAGGUAUCUACGGCUCUCCCACUCUUGCUGGCUCUCGUCCUGGAGCCAUCAUGGUCGGAUGCUGGGCCACCAUGCUAUCUGUCGGAGACAACGGAUACUUGGAGUCUUGUAAGGAGAUUGUCGGAGCUGCCCGAAAGUUUCGAAAAGCUGUGGACGAGGAGAUUCCUGACCUCCAGAUCAUUGGAGAUCCUCGAGCAUCUGUUAUCGCCUUCGGUUCUGACUCUGUCAACAUCUACGAUCUAUCUGAUGCCAUGAGCAAGAAGGGAUGGCACUUGUCGACUCUGCAGAACCCCCCAGCUGCCCACGUAGCGUUCACCAAGCCUGCUGUGGCUGCUGUAGACGAUCUGGUUUCUGAUCUCAAGAGCUGCAUUAUCGAAAUGAAGAAGGCCGGCAAUACCAAGGUGGAGGAUGGAACGGCUGCUUUCUACGGUGUGGCUGGUUCCAUCAAGACCGCUGGAGUUGCUGACCGGCUUGUGUGCGGUUUCCUUGAUGGUCUAUACAAGCUAUAG
Molecule: messenger RNA, 1347 nt
Organism: Yarrowia lipolytica CLIB122
Lineage: Eukaryota; Fungi; Ascomycota; Dipodascomycetes; Dipodascales
Source: RefSeq, a predicted model, not a curated record